This is a messenger RNA of Penaeus chinensis, 6494 nucleotides long. RefSeq lists its product as uncharacterized. Gene Ontology annotation, biological process: protein peptidyl-prolyl isomerization. The transcript is spliced from 6 exons. The coding region runs from base 4485 to 6053 and encodes 522 amino acids. The record is from RefSeq and is a predicted model, not a curated record. NCBI's taxonomy places the organism in Eukaryota, Metazoa, Arthropoda, Malacostraca, Decapoda, Penaeidae. Gene Ontology annotation, molecular function: peptidyl-prolyl cis-trans isomerase activity.
UGUGUGUGUGUGUGUGUGUGUGUGUGUGUGUGUGUGUGUGUGUGUAUGCGCGCGCGCGUGCUUAGAUUGUGUGUGUCAUGAUAUUAUUUGGCGUUAGUUACAUCUGAGACGUCUUUAUAUUCGGAUUCAGAGCUUGUUUCCCCAUGAAUGGUAUCUGACAUGUCGGAGAUUGACAACUCCCUUGUGCUGAUUGCCCUCUCUGAUUGAGGGAUCUCCAUCUGUUUUUUGACUGUUUGUCAUGCUAUCUAUGGAUCCACUGGGAGGUAGAGAGCCUUUGGUGACUUAGUUGGCUUGGCUUUUUCAGGUUUUGUGUUUUUUCCCUUUGUUGGCAGUACCUGGCUAAGGUCAGCCUGUUCUGGCACUGACUGCACAGAUUCAGCCUGUUUCGGUUCUGCCUGUGAGGUAGGGAUGGAGGUCUCGUCCUGAGGUGGAGUAGGGACUGAUUUAGCUCUGUCCAGUUUCCUCCCUUCCAGGAUUGCAACAGUCUGGGUUAUUGCCGUUAUGGCGACAGUGACUGCCGUCUCCGCCUCCUCACUCGAGCUCCCCAAAGCUGUUGCUACUGCAGUGACUACAGCAGUUAACAGGAGAGUCAUAUCUUCAUCAAGGAGAUGAUCGUCUCUUGGGAGGCUUUUGUAGUGUUCUUUGAAUCUUUAUUCCUGUGGUUCUUUUUCUGCAUAUUUGUAAUGGCUGGAAGCUCAUUUUUAUUGGAGGUGUCGGCUGGGGAGGAACUUUCUUUCUCUUAGGUACAUAUGUGUGUACGCGUACAUAUAGUGUAUGCGUGUAUAUGUAUGUACGCGUACAUAUGUGUGUACGCGCAUAUAUGUGUAUACGCAUAUGCUGUGGGCACGCCGCCUUCAUUGGUCAUCCACAGCAGUUAGAGGGCGUGACCUCGGAGGCAUCUGACCACCCUCAUGCCCUCGACACACGCACCCACCCGACAUCCUCGACAGGGCAGGAACUUGGACUUGUGCUCAGGCAGGGAAUAAUUUCAUAUGAGCAGACUCGACAUGCCGACAACCGACCGUCUGACUAUCCGAAGGGCCUUGGGUGGCGACUUCGACUGCCUCAGGAUUGACGGGGCUGGCUUGCCACGCCGUUCUCGCUUUGAUGUUGGUUGUCACUGGAUGCCUGGCGCAGAGCGAGGGUGUUGCUGAUGUGGUGGUGCUGAACCUUCGCGGACCCAUACAACAUCCUCCUGAUCGCGUCGUGUCAUGUUGGUGCUCGAUGUGUGUCGUGGCAAGCUACGUCCCUUCUCGUAAAGUAGCUUUGCUGUUUUCUGAAAUGAGUACACCAAUGGCAGAGACAGGCAGAGAGUCAGGAGGUUGAACAGGGAAAAUUAUAUAUAAAAGUGUCAUAUAUUCAAUUUCUCGUUUCAGUAAUUCAACUAUCAAGAAAUAGAGGAAUAUGUUAAGGGAGACAGUCCGCAAGGACUCACUUGAGAUAGAAAGAGGUUAAACUCUACAAGAGAUAAGAACUUCAUAACUUGAACGACAAAGCUCCUUAGAAACGAUGUAAAGAAGGAUGUGACGAGAUACUAUUUGCAAUGAAUAAGUAAUUUUCAUGCUUCAUAUGUUGGAGCUAGUGCAAUGACCUAUAGGAUACAUGAAACCUGCAUGUAUCCUAUAUACAAAGGACGCAAAGGUAGGAUAGAGAAAACCUGCCGGAGCCAUAAAUGAAUCUUCUUUUCCCUAGAGAAAGUUCUCUCCUGUGCACUGUGUUGGGGUCUGUUCUGAUUCGAUGACAAGGUGAGUAAAACCACAUGUAGCUCUCGAAUGCUAUUGCGGUCUCGGCAGAACUUGGAAGACCACAUUUCCAAGCCCCGGUGACCUCGUCUGAUGCAUUUGAGUUGCCGGUCAGGUCGGAAGGGUAUUGGGAUUGAGUGAACAGAGCCUGAAAAUAAUUCGUGUCAUAUCCUGCUGUCAUCGGACAAGGCCACUGUCCCCACGGCCACAUUCUAAUGAAGGCACUGUAAGAGGACAGCUUGAGGACCAGUUGGACCUUGAGGGGGUUCAACCUCAGGCUUGUCUACUCCCUUUCCUUGACAUCUCUUGAAGAGGGGCUGAUGGCCAACUAUUUGUCCGGGUAUGAUAAUACUUGAACACCCAUGCCAAUCAGACUGAAUCAGCUGAUCAUUUCUCCUUUUCUGAUCAACUGAUCUGUGGUUUCUUUAUAGAAUCAGCUAUCAUCAUUGUUUUGCCACUCAGCUAAUCAACCGUUGAUUAUGGAAUCAGUAAAUCUUCAUUGUUAACACAAUCAGCUCUAUAUUGUCACUUAUAGAACGAACCGAUAUGUCAUUGCUUACUGAAUUAUCUAGUAUUGCUAUUUAUCCAGCGAGCUGAUCUGUUGAUUACAGAUUCAGCUGACCUAUUGCUGUUUACUGCAUGCCUGUUUAUUACUGUUUAUCUAGUCAACUGAUCAGGUGUUUACAAAAUCAGCUGACCACUGUUUACUCACUCAGAUGAAUUAUUGAAUCAAGUAUCAGUUGAUGUACAACAUCUGUCUAUCGAGCCGGCUGAUUUGUCAUUGUUUACUGGAACAACUGAUCAUAUUUCAUUAGUUAUUCACCUGUUCAUAGCAUCAACUGUUCAUCAUGUCUAUUCAGUCAGCUGAUUUGCCUCUGUUUACGGUCAUUGCUGAUCUGUUGUUUACCGGAUCAGCUGGUCAUAUAUAACUAUUUAAUCAGCUGUUAUGUCGUUGUCUAGCAUCAGUUGAUCAUUACUGCCCAUCGACUCAGCUGAUAUAUCACUGUUUAAUGAAUCAGUUAAUUUAUCACUGUUUAUCAAAUUAGUUGAUCUGCCAUUGUUUACCGAAUCAGCUGGUCUCCCAAUGUUUGCUGAAUCAGCUGAUCUGCCAUUGUUUACCGAAUCAGCUGAUCUCCCAAUGUUUGUCGAAUCAGCUGAUCUGCCAUUGUUUACCGAAUCAGCUGAUCUACUAUCGUUUAUCGAAUCAGCUGAUCUGCCAAUGUUUGCUGAAUCAGCUGAUCUCCCAAUGUUUGCUGAAUCAGCUGAUCAUCCAUUGUUUACCGAAUCAGCUGAUCUGCCAUUAUUUACCGAAUCAGCUGAUCUGCCAUUAUUUACCGAAUCAGCUGAUCUGCCAUUAUUUACCGAAUCAGCUGAUCUCCCAGUGUUUGCUGAAUCAGCUGAUCUCCCAAUGUUUGCCGAAUCAGCUGAUCUGCCAUUGUUUACUGAAUCAGCUGAUCUGCCAUUGUUUACCGAAUCAGCUGAUCUGCCAUUGUUUACCGAAUCAGCUGAUCUGCCAUUGUUUACCGAAUCAGCUGAUCUCCCAGUGUUUGCUGAAUCAGCUGAUCUCCCAAUGUUUGCCGAAUCAGCUGAUCUGCCAUUGUUUACUGAAUCAGCUGAUCUGCCAUUGUUUACCGAAUCAGCUGAUCUCCCAAUUUUGCCGAAACAGCUGAUCUGCCAUUGUUUACCGAAUCAGCUGAUCUGCCAUUGUUUUACCGAAUCAGCUGAUCUUCCAAUGUUUACCGAAUCAGCUGAUCUGCCAUUGUUUACCGAAUCAGCUGACCUUCCAAUGUUUACCAAAUCAGAUGAUCCGUCGUUGUUUACGGGAUCAGCUGAUCUCCCAUUGUUUACCGAAUCAGCUGAUCUCCUAAUGUUUACCGAAUCAGCUGAUCUCCCAAUGUUUGCUGAAUCAGCUGAUCUCCUAAUGUUUACCGAAUCAGCUGAUCCGUCGUUGUUUACGGGAUCAGCUGACGGCCUCGUGGUGGGUGUGGCAGCGUUCGCGUGCAUUCCUUCUGCAUAAUCUGUAAAGACAGGAAGCUGAAAUUCGCGUAUAAAACGGCAAAAGACCACCAACAGGCAUGGAGAACACUUGCAGAGGGAGAGCUGCUUUGGAAAUAAUUACUUAAAUAGAUAUUUCAACAAUGACAAAGCUAAGAUAUUUAAACAGUAUCUCUUAAUUCCUUAAGAUUUUGCUUGAUCGGGCAGGAAAUUGCAUACUGGUAUUGUUGCAGAAAGAUGCGAUGAUGAAUCUCUAAAAGUCAUUUUAAAGUAACUUUAAUAUAUUGAUAAUUAAGAAAUGAUUUGAUAUUUGGAUAAAUGAAUGUAGGUUGCAUUACAUUUCAGCAAGUCAGUCUUUUGAAACUUAUGAAUACAUUUAUAUUACAAUGAUAAUAAUAAAGAACAAAUAUACAGUAUUAGUUCACUUGAGGUCCAAACAUCAGUUAGGUUAAUUUCAUCAUUAAUGUAGAGCUAAUUAUAAAAGGUAGAUAAUGAGUCCACACAAAACAAGAAAGGUGAUGGACCAGUUGUAUUACAGUGGUACAAUUUGAUGUCACUAUAUGAAUACCUUUUAACCGCACCCAUCUCGACAUAUUAUGAAAGAUUUCGGCAUUAAGUGUAAACUACCAUUUCAGAGCGGUUGACAGGAGAUGGCGGCAAGUGGCGAGGCUUAGGCACCAACAGAGCUGAGCAACGCAUCAGUCGAUGCAGUUCAGAGGAAAAUCCUGAAAGGUUUUGGAAGGAAGAAUGGAGUGCAAAGUAUGCCUAGACGCCUAUAAUGACUGUGAGAAAAGGCCUCGAAAUCUUCCGUGCGGCCAUAGCUUCUGCUCCUCUUGCAUUGAGGACCUCAUAAGGCAAGGAAUGCUCACUUGCCCAAACUGUCGAGCCAGGCACACCUGCUCGGAUGUAACAAACUUCCCUUUUGCUUACGAGCUAGAAGAACUGAUAAACAAGAUGAGGAUGUCAACCCUGGGUGGGAGGUCUCAUGAAGAGGAGAGAAAGAUCAUCCUGAUUCAAGAAGAGCAAAUGGCUCUUUUGAAGACUAGCCUAUCGAGCUGCAAGGAUAUGCUGCUUCAACUCCAAAAGUACAAGAAUAGCUUAGGCGAAUGGGUUGUAGAACACCAGGACCUUGUUCAAGAACUCACUGCGCUGAUAAAGGCUAACAGGAACAUCCAGCAGCUCUUGAAAAAAGAAGAAGAGUGUGCCUCAGUGUGUCUUGGGGAAGGAGAAGAUAAGAAGCAGAUGUUGUUGUUGGCAGAAGAGGCCCUAGCAGCAGCCAGAACGCCUCAAGAGGUGGUGGGUGCAGUAGAUGAUGGCGAGUGUUGUCGUGUCGCGGCAGAUGAUUGGGCUAAGAAGUGCCAGGAGGUCUUCCCAAAUGUCACUGCUGUUUAUAGGUCUGUCAAGGUCCGAACAUCUACCAAGAAGGCCCUGAAGAUGAUAACACAAGAGACUGGAGAAGAUACAAGCUCACCAAUUCUCGUUUCUGAUGAUGGAGGUGCUGUAUCCAUCCUUUUUGGAGAUCCUCCUGCUGUCAUUACCACGGGAGAGACAGAGACUGCUGCUCAGCCCUUGCCAAGCAUACUCCACAGGUUUCAUAACCUUGUUGGAAUGGAACCGUUGACGGUGGAUAGUCUUCGUGAACUGGCUAUGCCUGUGCAGCAUCUGGUGGAAUGUGGGCAGGUGGUUGCUGUUCAGCACAGCCUUGGACACCCACGUUAUGCCAGGGUGUCUCUGCACAAUGACACACUCUGCCUUCACCACCUGCAGGACAACCCCCCUCCCACCAAUACCCACAUUGUCCCUUAUAAUGAAUUGCUAAAUCAUGUGGAGAGUGCUUCCACUUUGGUCUUCCUGGAGAUGUCUUGGCCAGGUUCUACUCUGAGACGGCUCUACAUUCGGCUGAUCCCUGACACCCCACGUGGAAAGCAGUUCCGCCUGCUGUGCACGGGCGAGGAAGGGCCAUCCUAUGCCAGCACCAGACUUCUGAAGGUCGUGAACAAGGGCAAACCAGGUGAAUGCGUGAGGGGAGGUGAUUACGACAACAAUGAUGGGACUGGUGGUGCUGCCAUAAUUGUGGGAUUGACCCGUGGAGGGGAGUAUAUGCGCUCUGAUAAUGCUGGAGCCGUCUGGGGACGAUGGGGUGAUGAGUGCCGUGGUGGGCAGUUCUACAUCACUACCCGAUCCCGGCCCGGGGCAGCUCUUCUGACAGUUUUUGGUCAGGUGGAGAGUGGGCUUGAAACACUCAAGUCGGCCGUCAAUCUGCCUGACAUAGGACGCAUGGCUGUUAAUGAUUGUGGCCUGGUGGUGCCACACUAAGGAUAUUGUACCAUUGCAAAGGAUGAAGUAGUUUUGCUAUGUCAUAUUACCAUAGACAAAAUUAAGCCAUCUCAUAAUGAUACCAUGUAGUGGUAAACAGUGAAGCAACAGUCAGGUAACUUUUUCUUACAGCAAGAUAUUAGAAUUUAUUAAGUAGCAAAGCUCAAAAUUCUUAAUAGAAUUAUCAAGUGCAGUUCACUAUUCUGAAUUGCAUUUCUCUUCAGGGAGCACUAAUAUCAUUUUCUAGUCAUAACUCCAAAUAGCUGUUAUUUGUUAUAUGAGAUUAAUAUCAUAUAUCAAAAUAUAUAUGCAAAUGUAAAUAGGAAUAUUAUUUUCAAUCUUCUUUUUCUAGUCUGUUAUCUUUCUUAUUUAUUUUCUCAUGUUUUUAAUGAUAUACUAUAUGAAAUAUUACAAUGUAAUGCAAUAAAACACUUGAAUUCA